This is a messenger RNA of Boleophthalmus pectinirostris (great blue-spotted mudskipper), 6614 nucleotides long. It is a transcript of the gene enpp4, whose product is annotated as ectonucleotide pyrophosphatase/phosphodiesterase 4. Lineage: Eukaryota; Metazoa; Chordata; Actinopteri; Gobiiformes; Gobiidae. Bases 139 to 1518 code for a protein of 459 amino acids. The transcript has 8 exons. The record is from RefSeq and is a predicted model, not a curated record.
GUUAACUUGACAGCGCUCCAUUCUGGCUUCUUGUCGAGGAAGUUCAUUGAUAAUGUCGUGAAAAAAGCGAUAGUGAAACCGGACAAUUGUUGAAGAGCAUUUGUUUGGAGGACUUUCAAUCCCGAUCCCAUUACAAGGAUGUUGCUUGCUCAAUCACUGUUGGGUUUUCUGUGCGCGGUAACAGCUGUAGCCGCAGGCACGGAUGGAGCAGGUUCGACCGGUCCUCCUCCUCUGCUGCUCGUGUCUUUUGAUGGUUUUCGAGCGGAUUACCUCAAAAGGUUCCCCAUGCCCAAUCUGAAGAACCUGUACAGCCAAGGGGUCCUGGUGGAGCAGAUGACCAAUGUGUUUGUCACCAAAACUUUCCCAAACCACUACAGUCUGGUCACAGGGCUUUAUGCAGAGUCCCACGGCAUCAUUGCCAGUAAUAUGUACGACCCCGACACCAAAAAGGUCUUCACCGUUGCCAACAACACUGACCCCUCCUGGUGGAGCGAGGCGGAGCCCCUCUGGAUCACAGCUCUGGACAAGUACAAGACGGCGGCCAUGAUGUGGCCCGGGUCCGAGGUUGUGAUCCACAACCACACCGCAACGCACUUCCUCCCGUACAACGCCAACAUGAGCUUCAGCGAGAGGAUGGGCAACGUCACCAAGUGGUUAACUGGAGAUGGAAAUGAAGAAGGAGUGAAAUUCGCAGCUUUGUACUGGGAGCAGCCGGACGCCGCUGGACACAAAUAUGGGCCUGACAACACCACGAUAUUGGGAGAAAUUCUCAAACAGGUGGAUGAUGACAUUGGCCUGGUGGUGUCCGAGCUGAAACAGGCCGGUCUUUGGGGUCAGAUAAAUGUGAUCAUCACCAGUGACCACGGCAUGACCCAGUGCUCCCCCGAUCGCCUCAUCAGACUCGACCAGUGUCUGGGGCCAGACAACUACACAGUGGUGGACGUCACGCCUGUGGCAGCGAUCAUACCAAAACAAAACAAAACCACAGUCUUCAAUUUGCUGAAAAACUGUCACCAACACAUGACCGCGUAUCUGAAGGAGGACAUCCCCGAGCGCCUCCAUUAUCGGAACAAUCACCGCGUUCAGCCCAUUCUCCUCAUCGCUGACGAAGGCUGGACCAUCGUGAAGAGCGGGAAUGUGCUGCCCAGACUUGGUGACCAUGGUUACGACAACUCCUUACCCAGCAUGCACCCCUUCCUGGUGGCGGUGGGCCCCAGUUUUCGUAAGGGAUAUCGGAUCAGCUCCAUCGAGACCGUAGACGUGUAUCCGCUCAUGUGUCGCCUCCUCUCCAUGACCGGGAGGCCCAACAACGGCUCUCUGGCCCACACACAGUGCAUGCUGUCCGGGGAGACGUGCUGGGACGUGCCCCUGGUGGUCGGGCUGGUGGUGGGCGUGCUGAUCGUGCUGAGUACUGUUACUGUGCUGUUCAGAUUCCUCGGCUGGAGACGACCUCGUACCAUUCGAGACUUUCAGCGACUAAACGAAGACGACGACGACGACGAUCCACUGCUGGAAUAACUUUGAGUGAACCGUCUGCGGUAUGAAGCAAGCUGCACUUUACUGUCAACAACUUCAAGGUUCUGACACUGGAUACAACUAUUUGAAAUGCCUUUUUGACUACUGAGUUUUGAGGAUCUGCUGCUCCACAUGUUUCUGAUAUUUAUUUUCAAUUUGAGGGAAGAUCAUAGAGGAUCUUAAUAUCUAUUAGGAAUAUAAGGAAAAGCUAGUUUGGAAUUUUAAGUCCAGCUAAGGGAGUUAAUGAUUUAAUUUUUUGUUUCUGUUUGUUGUUUCUUAUGUUGCCAGAAGAGGGCGCUGUACAUCCAAGUUUGGAGGUAUUCCAAAAUUUAUAGUGAAGAAUUAUAAGGAAAAAAAGGUUUGAGAAAUUUCAUAAAAGCUAGUUUGUAAUUCUGGUAACACUUUAUUUUAUGGUACACUUAUUAACAUCUAACUACCUGCUAAUUAAAGUAGCUGUAAAUGAUUAAUUUGUCAUUAAUUACUAUUUAUUGAGCUUUUUAAUGUGUAAUUCCCCACAAUUUCAAUGGUUUUCGAGAUAUCACAAUUUAAUUUUUUCACUUUUUGCAUGGUCGCCGAAUUUCAAAUUGCAUUUACGCAGCAAUAACAAGGUAUUUCUGGAAAGGUUACAUCAUAGGGAAUCCUAUUCUGGCGUUUAUUUUUGCAUUUGAGUACUUUUGAGAUGAAUUACCUUUUGACCUAUAGUUUGACCUUGAAAUUGAUGGUAAGGGACUCACCCGACCUCAGUGACACCAGUAGAAAAAAAUGUAGCCCUAUAUGUUUACUACAACAUAUAAAAAAUCUGGAGGGGCUUUCUUUUUUAUUCUCACACAAAUUUACCUAGAAGUUGACUUACCCCCAUCUUAAGACAUGCUAAAUAUAAAUGAAAUGAGAAAAAAAAAUAAAUAUAAAAAUGAAAUUGCGAUAUCUCAGCAACCAUUGGUCCGAUCAUGCAAAAAUUUUAGAUUUUGGCUUUCUUGGCUUUCUAUGACUUACCCAUACACCAAUUUUCUUUGCAAUUGGACAAUGUGAGUGUUCAAAUUGCAAUUUUUUGGGGGUGAAUUGAGGUGGAAUGACCCUAAUAGGGAGUGUUUUAUUACAUAAGAGUAAGAUAAAUGUAUUAAGUGUAAAUAAGUAAAAGCUACAUUUCUUGUGUAACUAGUCCUUAACAACACACUUAUUACCAAACGCUUAUUAGAAGCAUAAUUCAUGGACAAAAAUGGCUUAAUAUCAUAUAUAAGGAGUGUAUUAAUUGGAAAGUGUUUGUAAAUGUGUAACUAAUAGCAGAAUAAUCUUAUGGGGUAAUUACACAUUAAUAAGAGCUGAAUAAAUACUAAUUAGUGACAAUUUAAUCAUCUACAACAAUGCUAAUUAGGAGGUAGUUAGAUGUUAUUAAGUGUACCCUAAAAUAAAGUGUUACCGUAAUUUUAAAGAGCCCAUGUUACGCUAUUUUCUGAUUUAUGUUAUAAUGUUGUUUCCUCAUCACAAACAGACCUGGAGUUGUGUUUUGUUUCAUUCACACAUGUUUAAUUAACACACAAACUCUGCAAAUUUAGGGUGAGUUCUUCUCUCAAACUGAAAAAAGUGUUACUCAAACUGUGUGAAUGAAACAAAACACAACUCCACGUAUGUUUUUGAUGCAAUAACAACAUUAAAAAUGAUUUAAAGAGUCAGUUUUGUGUAAGGGAGCAAAAAUAAUUUCUCAUAAUUAACUUCUUUGUUACUUGUUGUUUCUUAUUAUGCCAGAGGAGGGCGCUGUAUAUCUAAGUAUUGCGCUAUCUGAAAACGUAGGGAUAAUUAUUACCGUAGUGAAACGUGAAAAAACGUCCAUUUCAAGAAUUUUAAGAAUGGAAAAUGUAUGCAAUAAUAAUUUUUCAUUUUAUCAAUUGUGUUGCUGUAUGUUUUGCCAAAUGUUUAGUUUGUUUUUAAUUAUUUUGCUCUUAAUUUCACACCAAAGACACAAGAGUAAAAAAAAUCUGAAGGGAGUUUGAUAGAAAUUAUGUGAUUUAAAUGUAUGUACAUAUAUUAUUUAUCCACAGUUACGUUUGCACUGGGAUUUCGUGUUGAUGCUCCAGGCGUUGCUUUUCAAGGUCACGCUGACACACAUAAGAAACAUAGGAAAAAGCCAUAUUUAAAAUCCUGUUGUUUUUAAAAUGUUUCUUAAAUAUGCAACUAAAUGGAAAAAGUCAAAUUGCUGAUGUUGACAAUCUCUUAAUAAUGUUACUCGUGAAUAAUGUAUGUUUUUGUGUAGCUUGGUUCUGGUUUGAGUCCAGUUUAGUCCUGAUUUUGGUUUUGUUCUGGUCCUGUCCCUGGUCUAGUCUCUGGUUUAGUCCUGGUCUAGUCCUGGUCUACUCUUGGCUUAGUUCUAGGUCUAGUCUUUGGUCUAGUCCUGGUCUAGUCCUGAGCUAGUCCUGUUCUAGUCCUGUUCUAGUCCUGGUCUAGUACUGGUCUAGUCUUGGUCUAUUCUUUGUCUAAUCCUGAUCUAGUCUUGGUCUAGUCUUGGCCUAGUUCUAGGUCUAGUCCUGGUCUAGUCCUGGUCUAGUCCUGGUCUAGUUCUGGUCUAGUCCUGUUCUAGUUCUGGUCUAGUCCUGUUCUAGUCCUGUUCUAGUUCUGGUUCACUCUUGGUCUAGUUCUUGGCCUAGUUCUAGGUCUAGUCUUUGGUCUAGUCCUGGUCUAAUCCCGAGCUAGUCCUGGUCCCAUUCUAGUCCUCUUCUAGUCCUGAUCUACUCUUGGUCUAGCCUUGGUCUAGCCCUGGUCUAGCCCUGUUCCAGCCCUGUUCCAGCCCUGUUCCAGCCCUGUUCCAGUCCUGUUCCAGUCCUGUUCCAGUCCUGGUCUAGUCCUGGUCUAGUCCUGGUCUAGUCCUGGUCUAGUCCUGGUCUAGUCCUGGUCUAGUCCUGGUCUAGCCCUGGUCUAGUCCUGGUCUAGCCCUGGUCUAGCCCUGGUCUAGCCCUGAUCUAGUCCUGGUCUAGUCCUGGUCUAGCCCUGGUCUAAUCCUGAUCUAGUCGUCUUAAAUCCUGGUCUAGUCCUGGUCUGUUCCCUAAACUCUGGUCUAUAUUGUAGUUCUGAUGUUACUUGCAUGUUUUGUGUUGCUGGGUUGAAAAGUAAUAAUUUCUGCUUGUGUAAAUAUUUUUUUCUGUUCCAGCUCUAGCAUUUUUAUAAUUUUUUUUUUCAACUGAAAUUCUUAAAACAAGGUCAUAGAUCAAAAUACUUUGCAAUUUUUUUGUUUUGACCAUUUAAAUUUUACAUCCAUGUUACUGGGUUGCCAUGGCAAUCACCCAAAUUUAAGUAUUAGUAAUAUGACGAUUCAAGGUUAUUCCUUCCUUCAUUUAUAUUGAAUCAUGUUUUAAAUGUUUGUAAUAUUAUUUUUUAUAUAUUGUUCACAAAUUGUGCAACUUUCUACACUUCUUUAGUGGCUUUAACUGCACGAAACUAACAAUUUUCGGUGUUACUGGUGAAUUUUGCCUUGACAAUCAUAGAUAUUUGUUACUGAAACAAAAAAAUGAUGAUGAAAAUAUAACUGUUUUGACUGUGCACUGUGUAACUUUUCUAGUGGAGGGUCUGCCACCUGCUUGUUUCUAUGGAGAUGUUAGUGUUUUGUCUGGAAUGUCCCGGUAUGUUUUUUUACUGUCCUAAAAACUUUCAUUAUUCCGUGUUUGGGCUCGCCUCUCCACAUAUCUGACAUGUAACUUGGCCCUGUGGUGUCACCCGCCGUCUCCGUAGAGAUAAGUAAGUUUAAUGCCAUACUGUGGAACAUUCUAGACUAUAUCUCCGUGGAGAGAAGCAUGCGACGGACCCUCCUGUGUAACAUUUCUGGUGGAGCGUCUAUCAGAUGUUUUUCUCCAUGGAGAGGUUAUUGCUUUGUCUGGAAUGUUUGACAGUAUGGCAUUAAACCUUUCUAUCUCCGUGGUGAUCUGUGAAAUUUUGAGCUAUAAAACCACCUGUAAUUGUAAAAAUAAAUGUAAAGCAGAGCUGUUUAAUGUCAUACUGUGGAACAUUCCAGGCAGAGAAAUGACACAUUCAUAGAAACAAGCAGAUGACAAGCCCCAAUCUGUGUGUCAUUCUUUUAUUUGUUUUUCAAUAUAAAACCAAAAAUAAGAAAACUGAAAAACAACAAUUUUCUUCAAUAUUUGUCUCCAAAACCAAAAUGAAAAAACAGAUAACGAUUUGUUUUUUUUUCAGUUUUCGAUUUUGUGUUUAAAUGAAUAAUGGAAAAAAACGGAUAACGGCCGUUUCCCUUUUCCAGACUUAAACUGCGAUGCCGGACUGAACCAGGACUGAACCAGGACUGAACCAGGACUGAACCAGGACUGAACCAGGACUGAACCAGGACUGAACCAGGACUGAACCAGGACUGAACCAGGACUGAACCAGGACUGAACCUGGACUAAGCAAGGACUAAACCAUUUUCAGUCUCAGUCUCUCCCGGUCUGGUCGCGGUCUCGGUCCUAGUCCCGGUCUGGUCACAGUCUGGUCCCGGUCUCAGUCCCGGUCUCGUCACAGUCUGGUCCCGGUCUCAGUCCCGGUCCGGUCUCAGCCUCAGCCCUGCUCUCAGUCCCGGUCUGGUUGCGGUCUGGUCACGGUCUGACCCCAGUUUCAGUCCUGGUCCGGUCUGUGUCUCUGUCCCAGUCUCUGUCCUGGUCUGGUCCCAGUCUGGUCCCGGUGUAAGUCCCGGUCUAGUCCCGGACCUGAUUUAGUCCUGGUUCAGUCUGGCAUCGCAGUUUAAGUCACGAAAACGAGGAACAGCCGUUAUCUGUUUUUUUCCAUUAUUCAUUUAAACACAAAAUCAGAAACUAAAAAUUCAAAUCAUUAUAAGUUUUUUCAUUUUGGUUUUGGAGACAGAUAAUGAAGAAAAUCGCUGUUUUUUUCCUUUUCUUUAUUUUUGGUUUUAUUUUGAAAAACAAAUGAACAAAUGACACACGGUUUGACCCCCGAUGCUCCUUUAAAUCUCGUAUGCUGCAUUGUUUGUACUUUGUCUUGAAUGUUGCUGCUGAUAUUGCACUCCUUGCAUUUUGUUACUAUGCAAAUUAUGGCCAAUGGAAGAUUUUUUGCCACAUUUGAGAUUUUAAAUAAAUAAUAAAUAAAUAAAUAAAUAGAAAUAACCA